Messenger RNA from Zasmidium cellare ATCC 36951, 2115 nucleotides. RefSeq lists its product as uncharacterized. NCBI's taxonomy places the organism in Eukaryota, Fungi, Ascomycota, Dothideomycetes, Mycosphaerellales, Mycosphaerellaceae. Gene Ontology annotation, biological process: spliceosomal complex disassembly. The record is from RefSeq and is a predicted model, not a curated record. Bases 1 to 2115 code for a protein of 704 amino acids. Gene Ontology annotation, molecular function: nucleic acid binding. The transcript has a single exon. Gene Ontology annotation, cellular component: U2-type post-mRNA release spliceosomal complex.
AUGAUGGCCAAGAUGGGUUACAAGGAGGGGCAGGGUCUUGGAAAGGGUGGCGAGGGUAUCGUGAACCCGAUCGAGGUCAAGCUACGACCUCAGGGAGCCGGUGUUGGCGCUGUCAAGGAGAGAACCGAGCAGUACAAGGAAGAGCAACGACGAGCCGCUGAACGACGAGGCGAGGAGUAUGAGGAUAGCAGUGAGGAGGAGCGCAAGGCGCGCAAGGAGAGGAGGAAGAAAACAAAAGGAGGAGUGAGUGGUGCAGGUAGUGGGACAAGCACUCCGGGUGGUGGAUCGAGGAAGCAGAAGACGAGAUACAAGACUGUGGCAGACGUUCAAGCUGCCGCUCCCGGACUGGAUGUACCGCCACAGAUGCUGAGCUCGAUCAUCGACGCGACUGGCAACCAGACGAAGAUGCUCACAAGCACCGCUGGUCUCAUGUUGGGCACGGGGCAGCCUGCAGAUACGGAAGCCGACAAGAUUGCCAAGCGAGAGAAGAUGGAGCUUGAAGCAUUCAUUGAAGCUUGGCAUGGCGUGCAAGAGCAGAAGAUAUAUGUUGAAGAGCAAGCUGGUCAGCACCAACUGGAAGCCGAUCAGCAGAAAGAUGAACUUCGGCGACUUCAGGCUGUUGUUGAAGCUGUUGAGAGUCUCAGAUUGACAGCCUCUUCUAAUACUGACGAACAUGGAGAGUGGACCACUGUGAUCGACAAGGUUAAGAAGAUUCAAGAAGAUCACCAACAUGAUGUCGAGCGAUAUGGGCUGUCAGAGGCUGCCAUUGGGGCAUUGACUCCGGUUUUCAAGAAGCAAAUGGCCAGCUGGGAACCACUCGAGCAUCCGGAUUCCAUGGUGCCUGAUCUUCAAACGAUAAGAGUCAUGCUUGGGUUGCAUCCAUUGGAACAGGUCGCCACUAAACAUGCUGAUCUUGAUGACGAUUAUGGGAGAUCAAGACGACAGAAAGCGACAUCACACUACGAAACGAUGAUGUACACCAUCUGGCUCCCUAAGCUUCGCACAGCCAUCACCAACUGGGAUGUGCUCAAUCACAAUCCACUGACGAGUCUCGUUCAUGCAUGGCGGCCACUCUUGCCUGCGUUCAUCUACAGCAAUCUCCUGGACCAGCUCAUCGUACCGAAGCUCACCGCAGCUCUCCAGACAUGGGAUCCCAGGAAGCGUACCCAUCAUCACAAGACGGUCACUCUUAAACACGCCCAACCCCACACUUGGCUCUUCCCGUGGCUCCCAUACCUUCCACCUUACCAACUCGACCCCAAAGCCACCAGCGGUUUACUUACCAGUCUCAAGCGUCGACUACGGCAAGUUCUUGAUGGAUGGGAUGUGGCUUCAGGGGUGUUGCCUGGUCUGCUGGAAUGGCGGAACCUACUGCAUUCUGAACUCGAUCACAUAUUUGUCAACCAUUUGCUGCCAAGACUGGCACGGCAUCUGUCGCAGCACUUUGAGGUUGACCCUUCAGAUCAAGACCUGACACCACUGGAGAAUGUUCUCGGCUGGGAAAAGCAUUUCAAAUCUGAGACUCUGGCACGGUUGCUGGUGGCUGAGUUCUUCCCCAAGUGGCUCUCUACUCUCCAUCUCUGGCUCACCUCUGACGAAGCAAGCUUUCAAGAGAUUGGGCAGUGGCUUGUUUGGUGGAAGCAGCAAAUUCCAGAGCCGCUCAUGGCGAAUGCUGAUGUUCAGAGGGAGUGGCAAAAGGGCGAUCAAAUGAUCAAUCGGGCACUCGAUCUGCAAGAGGAAGGCCGUCCUUUGACUGAGUUGGCUGCCCCUGCUGCUGGACCAGCACGACCCAUCGCAAAGGAGAUUGGGAAGAAGAUGGAAGCACAGGCUGCUGCUGCAAAACCGCCGCCUGUCGCGCAAGAUUUGGUGCAAGACUUCAAGGACAUUGUCGAGAAUUGGUGUGCCGAAGAAGACCUCACGAUGGUGCCUUUACGCGAGGCGCAUCCCCAGACUGGAUCUCCACUGUUCAGAAUCACGGCCAGUGCGACUGGCAAAGGAGGUGUGAUUGUUUACAUCAAAGGAGAUAUCAUCUGGGCUCAGAAGAAGGGCGAUCGGAGCGUUUACGAGCCGGUCGGACUGGACGAGAAGCUCGUGGAGCGUGCUGAGGGGAGGUGA